AUGGCACACGGCACUUCAGCACCUUCCACGUUUGUUGCACUGCUCUUCACAGUGCUUUUGGCAACACAACAAGCCGAUGCAAGUCGAUUUCUUCCCAGCGCCGUCAACCGACUGCCAAGCAGCUUAGACUCAGCUGUCGCGGCGGCAGGCGCAGCAGCCAGUAGCAGCAGCCUCGCAGCAACCCUCGGUUCAACGCUCUCCGACCUCCAGACGUCCCUGAACGACCAGAUUGCAUCUCUAGACGAGCUUCUAGGAAAACCGCUCGAGAAAUUCUUGGCAACAGUUAGCAGCUCCGCGCCAGCUGCAAGCGCCGCGCUAAAAGCCAACCUCGGUGCUUUGAAUGCGAGCCUCGUCAGUUUGAACGCGUUGAACAUCUCAGGGACCAAUCUGACCGUUACUAAGGAUCUGGUUUCUCAGAUCUCAGGCGUUCAAUCCAACAUCUCCUCGAUUAGCACCAGCAUAGCUGCUCUGAACAAGGAACUAGCUGGGAUUAUCGGCUCAGGCAUAGGCUCGGGAGUAGGCUCGGCGCGAGCGUCGAUUGCAUCCGGUGCUGCUUCCUUGAGGCAGAGCACUGCGAUCCGAGCGGCGCUGAGGCAGCGGCUGGCGGCAGUGACGCAGAAAGUAGCGGGUCUCAACGCGAACGCGUCUGCGCUCGCUGGGAUGGUGAACGGCCUGAGCGGUGCUCUGAACAGCGCUGUGAGCGCCAGUUUGAACGCGGCUGGCGACAGCAGCGUGGUGUCUGGCCUCACGAAUCUUCUGCCCCAGCAGGCUGGCAUGCUGCGUAGCGUGCUGACUUCAUGCAACGGCCUGCAGUCUCUCCAGGCCGGUGCUGGCGAUCUUCAGAUCCUCAAGAUUGGCUCGGACUACCUGGUCACAUACUACCUCUACGCAGCUGGAGUCACCAAGGCUCCAGAAUCUCAGGCCAUCUUCAAGGGCAGCCCCUGCAGCAAUGCUGCUUCAGCAGUCCUCACCCUCCCUGGCACAUGGCAGCCCAUGAGCCCUGUGUCUUGGUCGCUGGCCAAUGUCGUGAAGGUGUCGGCUGCUGACGUGGCGGAUGUGCUCGCAUCACUCCAAGUGAGAAGAGAGAGAGAGAGAGAGAGAGAGAGAGAGAGAGGAGAGAGAGAGAGAGAGAGAGAGAGAGAGAGAGAGAGAGAGAGAGAGAGAGAGAGAGAGGAGCUGUAUGGAAAUGAGAAGCAGCAGCAGCAGCAGAAGCAGCAGCAGCAGCAGCAGCAGCAGCAGCAGCAGCAGCAGCAGCAGCAGAAGCAGCAACAGCAGCAGCAGCAGCAGCAGCAGCAGUGCGCCGCACAUAAGCCUCAUGAAGAGCACCAGGCAAAGAAGCACUACCAGAUGGCAGAACUACCUGCAGUCAAGGGGCGUGUUAAUAAAGAAGUUGUGAGAGAGGGAGAGUGCUUGGAGGUAGGGGACAUGGGCGAGAAGGGUGAUGGCUGA
Closterium sp. Yama58-4 is the source of this 1449-nucleotide messenger RNA. The record is from the annotation of a GenBank genome assembly. Lineage: Eukaryota; Viridiplantae; Streptophyta; Zygnematophyceae; Desmidiales; Closteriaceae.